AUGUCAUCAUUGGCCCUGUUGCGGCAGCUGAUACAAGGAAUGUGGUGAGAUAUGCUGCACAGUGCAGGUACAUCUACAUUACAUACUGCCCCGCAUCCCGAGAACAUGAACAUGGGGGUUACACGUCCGCCCGCUAACACCAGGACGGGCACCUCACCUCUUACCGCCUCCAGGCCUACUCUGUUUGUCUUAGCACUUUUACUACCAACCUGCAACCCCUCGACAGAGAAGCUUUCCGGGCCAUUUCCCGUCUUGCAUACCGCAGUUUAACAUUUCACUCCGCUCGUUCCAUGUAGUCCGGCGACGAUGCGACCACUCUCUGGCGAUGACGCGCACAGGCGUCCCUGCACCUCCGAUCCCGACGGUCCCUCGACCUUCAGACUUCCAGCCGCUCCGCAAAUGAGCUAUUGUUUCGCUGACGAGUCCUCUAUCGGCUCGUCUUCCCAACCUCCACCGGUAGCCCUCCACCGCCCGAAGGAACACCGCACAGUCCCGCCUCCCGAGAACGCCGAGCCGCCCAAAGCCCGGGGACGAUCGCAGUACAACCUUGAGAGAGACAAAGAGCCCGCCGGUCGACCGUCGAGCUCCAAGGGGCCCGUCGAGGCUCUCAGACAUGACGAAUACGACUCGUCACGGCCCAUCUCACCGUUCCACAGACCAACAGACACUCCCAACCUUUCUCGGCCUCUCACGCCUGUCCUCCUGGGAGCAUCCGGUGCCGCGUCGGUCCUGAGCAGCGUCUCCUCAAGGCGCAACUCGCUUUGCCUAUCCGAAGACCUCGGCAGCCGCCCGCCAAGCAUGAGAGACAGCGGCGAUGUCGCGGUGGAGUCCGAAGAGGAGGAGGAGGCGGCGGAGGAGGAGGAAUACCAAGGCGGUGGCGACCCCGGCGUGGGCGGCUCGUCCAUGGCGGACAGCGGCAGCGCCCCGCAGCUGGUCAUGCCCAGCAUCAAGAUGCCCAGCCGCCGACCGUUUACCGACGAGGGCAAGCGCAUGGGCCGUCUGAAAGUGCUGGUCGCCGGCGACAGCGGGGUGGGCAAGACCUCGCUGAUCAAGGCCAUCGUGCAGUCGUGCGAGCAUAUCGUGCAUGUGGACCCCAUCACGCCGUCGGCGCUGCCGUCCUCGUCUGUCACGAGGUCCAUACCGAGUGUGAUGGGAGCUCCUGUCAGAAAGCAGAGGGGACGCCGGCGGCAGCAGUCGGCCAGCACGAGCCAGAUCACCGAGAUUUAUGCGAGCACGAAGCCGUACCCCGACUGGUGGUCCGAGGUGGACGAUUUCCGGCUGCUGAGGCGUAGGAAGAGCCUGGGCGAUGCCGUGCUGGAUCGCAACAUUUGCUUUGUCGAUACCCCGGGAUACGGCAGCGGAUCAUCGUCGAUGGAUACGAUAACGCCCGUGGCGCAGUACAUAGAAGCCCACCUGCAGCGGAUGAACACCGGUCUCCUCAGCGAUGGAGACCUUCUCAACUUGCUAGGUGGAGAGGGUGGUGUCCAGGUUGACGCCGUCUUUUACCUGGUUUCGAACCGUCUGCGGCUCGUCGAUAUUGAGUAUCUACGGCAGCUUUCACACCUUACGAACAUCAUCAUCCUGCUCGCCCAGGCCGACUUGAUGUCGGCCGAGCAGGUAGCCGCCAGCAAGGAGCAGAUGUACAGUCAGCUCAAGGAGGCCAAUAUUCGGCCCUUCUCCUUCUCCAUGCCCUCGCCCAACUCCGUCGUGUCUUCCGACCCCGAGAAACAGGGCAUCUAUGCGAUAUCCAGCGCCACCGGCUCGGACCACGACACCAUGGACGCAAGCCUGCUGAUGUCACCAGACUACGUCCAACCCCUCAUCCCCACCGAACUGGCCACCCUCGUCGAGCAAGUCUUCAGCAGCACCGGCGUGUCCUGGCUCCGCCACUCGGUCGCGCGCAAGUACGUGCAGUGGCGCAAAGCCGAAAACCUCCCUCCCGCCAGACCAUCCUCUUUACUCCGUAACCAAACCCUCCCGCCCAACCUCAACAUCAGCCCAUCCUCAUCCUCCCCGCUAUCCCCGCCGUCGCCUUCACGCUCCUAUACAGACCAAGUCCUCGCCACCCCGAUGGGCACCACAUCAUCGAGCUAUGCGCUCGCCCGCCUGGCCGAUCACACGCAGCGGGAGGAGCGCCUGGCACAGGUGCGGCUCGCGAACUGGGCCGCCGACCUCCAGAAGAGCCUGGCGCGCGAGAGGGAGCAGUAUGCCGCACUCGCGAGGGGCGAGCGCGCCAUGUGGUUGGCUGAGCGGAUCAGCGAGUGUGUGAGGGACGGGAGUCUCGUUGUCGCGGAUCAGCUUCGUACGACUCGAGGGCAGGGUAGGGGGGUGAAUAAAUCCAGUCUGGACUUUGCGGAAGCUGCGGCUGGGGAAUUUGUCCCUUCUUCGAGCUCUCUGGGAGUACCGCGUGACGGGAGGGCCGGACAGAGGAAACGGGAGAAGUUCCAGAGUCAGAACCAGCAUCAAUACCGGCGUCACAGGCAGGAUCCGCUCGGUCUGCUGGAGGUCGCGGACGAGUUGCGGCACAAGGGCCUGAUUGCGCUGGAGGUGCUGGGGAGUCUGGGCGUGCUGGGCGGGCUGGCGCUGUGGGUGACCAGACAUCAUAUCCAUCUGCAGGCUUACGGGUGGAUGGUGGGCGAGUGGGAGCGGCUUUGGUAUGGUGCUAGGUACUAAUCAUGGGAUCUGAUGGUUUGGCAUCGGGAACGGAUGGAAGGAGAGAGACACAGGCCUGGGUUUCAUUAUGCAA
This is a messenger RNA of Chaetomium strumarium, 2746 nucleotides long. RefSeq lists its product as uncharacterized. Gene Ontology annotation, molecular function: GTP binding; molecular adaptor activity; GTPase activity. Bases 307 to 2673 code for a protein of 788 amino acids. Lineage: Eukaryota; Fungi; Ascomycota; Sordariomycetes; Sordariales; Chaetomiaceae. Gene Ontology annotation, cellular component: cell division site; septin complex; septin ring. The record is from RefSeq and is a predicted model, not a curated record. The transcript has 3 exons. Gene Ontology annotation, biological process: intracellular protein localization; cytoskeleton-dependent cytokinesis.